Messenger RNA from Nematocida homosporus, 612 nucleotides. Its product is annotated as exosome complex component RRP41. Gene Ontology annotation, cellular component: cytoplasmic exosome (RNase complex); nuclear exosome (RNase complex); nucleolus. The record is from RefSeq and is a predicted model, not a curated record. The transcript has a single exon. Gene Ontology annotation, biological process: rRNA catabolic process; poly(A)-dependent snoRNA 3'-end processing; nuclear mRNA surveillance. Bases 1 to 612 code for a protein of 203 amino acids. NCBI's taxonomy places the organism in Eukaryota, Fungi, Microsporidia.
AUGGAUGAUGCUAACUACUUUGAGUGUGAAUAUAAUGCUUGUGGUAGAGAUAAAGGAAGUGUGCUAGUUAAUUAUGGAAAUUCGAAAGUUUUGGGUGUUCUGAAUGGACCUUUUGAACCGGCUGGUCCAGUAGUUGAUCCUUUUAGAGCGACUGUACGUGUUCAGAUCUAUGCGGGUGGUGAGAAGAAGACAUCGGCAUCUUUACUAUCUGUUUAUUUAGAGAGGUUGUUAAGUGCUUCUCUUAGGAUGCAAGAGUAUCCUAGAUGUAUUAUUGAGGUUAAAUUGUAUCUUUUGAGUUGGUCUGAUAACUAUUAUGCUGCUUUAGUGAAUACAGCUUCUGUUUUGUUGUUGAGUAGUGGUUUGCAGAUGUUUGGAGUUCCUCUGGGUAUUUUCUGUUCCUUAGAAGGGGGUAGAGAGUGUACGGUUGGAGUGAUUUCAAAGGGUGGUGUUUUACAAGAAGUCUUCUAUCUAGGAACGGCUGAAGAACCUAGUAAGACUUGGAAGGAGAAUGUGCCUGAUUUACUAGAACGUAUUAGGUACUCACUGAAGACUAAUUAUGAGGCUGAAAUGGGUGUUUAUGCCAAUGAUAUGGCUUAUCUUAAGAUUAAAUGA